CUCCGCCCAGCCCCACCUUGAGGGCAAGGAGAGAGGCAGAGAAGCCGCCUCUGCCGCAUCGCAUCUCUCCUCUCUCCCCCCCCCCCCGCUUUCUCUCCCCUCCCACCGGCCCACCCUCACCGGGGCCCCAAUGCAAUCCGAUGCGUCCCCGGUAAGGUUCCGCUGCUGCGCUGCAUUGUGCCCUCUCUUGUUUCGGGAGCCUCCACCCACUGGCCCACCCGACAUUUAGCACAUCAUGUGAUCCGGGACACUAACACAUUGGAAGCAGGAUGCUUAUGCUUGAUGGGAUGCCUGCAGUCAGAGUCAAAACAGAGCUGCUGGAAUCGGAACAAGGCUCUCCAAACUCUCACAGUUACCCAGAUAUGGAAGCUGUACCUCUUUUGCUGAACAGCAUGAAGGCAGAUCCGGAAGAAGACUCCUUGUCCACAGACCAUUUCCAAACGCAAACUGAGCCAGUGGACUUGUCGAUAAACAAGGCCCGGUCGUCCCCCAUCGCUGCUUCCUCUUCGCCUGUGUCCAUCACCGCCUCGGCAUCGUCUCCUUCUUCCACUUCAACAUCCUCUAGUCGGCCAGCCUCGUCACCCACAGUAAUAACGUCCGUCUCUUCAGCGUCUUCUGCACCGUCAGUAUUAACGCCAGGCCCGCUCGUGGCAUCUACAUCAGGUGUUGGAGGGCAGCAGUUUUUGCACAUAAUCCACCCAGUACCCCCGUCCAGCCCCAUGAACCUACAGACCAACAAAAUGAGUCACGUACAUCGCAUCCCAGUCGUGGUGCAGUCGGUACCCGUGGUCUACACAGCGGUGAGAUCACCAGGGAAUGUCAACAACACUAUCGUAGUACCGCUACUGGAGGACGGGAGAAGUCAUGUCAAAGCACAAAUGGACCCACGUGGCCUAUCUCCCAGACAAAUUAAAAGUGACAGUGAUGACGACGACCUGCCAAAUGUGACCUUGGAUAGUGUUAAUGAAACUGGAUCCACAGCUCUCUCUAUAGCCAGAGCUGUUCAAGAAGAGAGCAUGUGGGGCUGUGCCAGGUCAGCUGUUAACACUUUUCGUUUUUUCAACUCCAGUUCAAUUUCGCCGUUUAGUAUUGAGAGCACAAGGCGCCAGAGACGGUCUGAAUCGCCUGACUCUAGAAAGCGUCGCAUCCACAGAUGUGAUUUUGAAGGGUGCAACAAGGUGUACACGAAAAGCUCCCACCUGAAGGCUCACCGAAGGACGCACACAGGAGAGAAACCAUACAAGUGCACCUGGGAGGGCUGCACCUGGAAGUUUGCCCGUUCAGACGAACUGACGAGGCACUACCGCAAACACACGGGAGUCAAGCCCUUCAAGUGCGCAGACUGUGAUAGAAGCUUUUCUCGUUCGGAUCACUUGGCGUUGCACCGCCGAAGGCACAUGCUUGUCUGAAAAAGGCUACAUUGUCCCCUCUCCCCACCCAAAAAAAAAAAAGGAAGUACCAAGAGCUGGGUCUCUUUUAACUACAGCGAAUUCAGCAGGGCUGAAUCCCGUUUUGAUGGCGUUAGCACAAAAGGGGGCGUUCCACGUUGUCCCAUAUACACAAAGAAGCAGGAAGUGUAGUGCCACUGUUCUGUCUCCCAUCUGAAGUCGGCUUUCCAGCAUGGGCAAAGUUAUCACCUUCAGCUGGGAGAUGAUAGCCUGAAUGCGACAAGAGUGGGCAUUAUUUUCUAACCCAUGUCCUUUUAAAAGUAUUUAUGGCUUGUACCUUUUCUCACACUUUUUUUUUUCCUGCUGAAGAAUUACUGCUAUCACAAAGACCGGAUAUAAACAUUUGGAAAGAACAAACUUCCUGGAUCUCCUCACCUGUUUCUCCUUCCGCCGCCUUUUUUAAAAGAUUAUUAUCGAAACACGGCAGAAUAUCACCACGCCUGAUUGUUGAGUGAUCAACAAUCUACGAAGCCAGCUCUAGCGAGUGGAAAGAGGAGGGAUACAAACAAAUCUCCUUGAAGCGAAAGGAUUCCUCAGCACACUUAUGCAAUAAAGAUGGCGGUAUUUUACAUAUUUACCCCUCUGUCAUCAUGCCAGACUCUAGAAGCCACUAUUUUUUUUUAAUCCUUAUUUAAAGUAAAUCUCUGUUUUUGUUAGAAUCUAUAAAACAGGCACCAGUAACAUUUCAGUGUGAAAUAACCCUCUCUACAUCUGUUUGCUUAAUUUAUAACAGGAAGAGACCAUUAAAAUGUAACAUCCUGGCUGCACAGUAGGGAAAAAAAGUUCGACCCACCAUCCCUAAACCAACACAUUAACCCCCUGCAUAUUUACUUGAAAGUGAGUAAUGUCCAAACAUACAUGUACAUUGCUUCACCUCUCAUUUCUUCCCUAAUCAGCAGGUGUCGACUCCUUAACUGAAUGUGUGAACUGAUUCCAUUGCACAGCAUUGCAGGAUGGGAUAAAAACUUCAGAUCUGUACUGCUUGAUCUGCAAUGCUCAUUCACACAUGCAGGUCAAGUCGAUUCUACAGCCACCAUGCUGAAUGCACAUGUGUGAAGCAGCCUUCCAACUUGCUUGAAGAAUUUACUUUCAGUGUAAAUGUGCUUAGAGCUUCAGCCUCUAAGAAUAGCUGUUUCUGAAAGGGAAUUGAAUACGUCAACAUCAAUGGCAGGAGUAGUCAGAAAGAAGCUACUUUAAGUAGAUUUUUUGUGAGGUCUCCAAACACUUGCUGUUUCCUAAACUUAGAACCUCAGUCCAGAAAAUGUCGCUGUGUCUUAUUAAAAGCAACGGCUAGUCGGGGUAAGUCUUCUGUUGGUUUCGGCAAAACUUAGUCAUGACUAAGUUGUGCUGGGUUGAGGCAGCGUGGGUAGGCAUUCCAAAAAUGUCUGGAGAAUGACUAUCUGGAGCCAAAUAUCUGAUCCAUGUAUGUCAAGGAGCAGUUUUGACAGGUGGGAUUCACUGAUUCUAGUAACAUUUUCUGCUGGAAGAAAGUAGCUCUCAGGGGCAGAUUUUGCCUGAAAGUUCCCUAAGAAACUAAAGGCCAACCAUCCACUCUCUUGCUCUGAUCGUGUUGCUCGAAUGAUGGCAAAAACUUCCCCUAGCCCCUGUUUAUGAUAGAUGAGAAAGGCGGCAAAAACAAAACAAAAAAGGCAGAAAGAAAAUGAAGCGUUGAGCAGGCCACAAAGCCUGACUUCUCACAGACUGGCUUAAAAUAUUCUUAAAGAUGAUAAUGAUGGUUAUUAUUAAUUUCAUUUCUAUACUGCUUUAAAAAUUUUAAGAAAGAAAAAAAUCAAAGCAGUUUACAACCUACAUUAAAAGGUCAGUGAAAACAAUCCGGAAUAAAACGUUACUGGAGAAAGUUAAGUACAUAUUCAAGGCAACAUGAAUGGGAAACUAAAGUCUAAUCCCAAAGAUUUCAAAAUAAAACAUUGCUAGAUGAAGUCAAAUGUAAGACGGACAUUCAAAACAGAGAAUAAAAUAUGAUAAGUAUAGAACAUACCGGAUGCUGUUAUUGAUAACAUACCAAGAAGCCUACAGUUGCCCCUUUCACAGCAGCAAUACAUGCAUUUAGUACCUGCCUCCCAAUUUUUAGCUGAAAGGACCAUCAGAAGUGGGCUUAUCUGAAUGGGAAAUAUGUGAAUGGCUCUCAUCACAGGGUAGUAGGGGACAAAUGGACCACACUGUAUGUCUCUUGUUUCGAAAGGGCUGGUCUUAAUUCCCUCACUGGCACACAGCUUAUCAGUCUUUGGCUGGAGAAGUUUGGUAGUUUGGGGACAGGAACAUGUGACUAGAAGGUGGAUCAGCAUAAUUGUAAAUCAAUAAUAAGCAAGCUUCUACAAAUUGGCUUUCUAGGUAGCAGCCUAUAUGAAGAAUUUAAAUCUGACCAUUGAAACAAAGGGAGAUUCAGGGAGUUCGCUGGAGAGAACUAUGCUUGCUCACUUAUUUAUAAUGGCUUUCUUAAGAAUUAGCCAUACCACAGCUCUGGGUCACCUCAGAUGUCUAAAAUACUCAGCUGGCAAUGGGAUGUGUCAUAUAGCCUAACAUCUGUGAGUUGUUUCUUGAGGAUGAAAUUAUCGCCAAAAGGAGAGAAUCAAAGGACACAAUCCACCAGCUCUGUCCCUCACCCAAGCCCACAGAAAUUGCACACAUUUUAUACAAGUGUGUGCAAGUUAUACCAAGCACAGUACGUAGAGAGUGCAAAUUCCGUAGGUCUAUCUGCAGGAGCCAGGCAAACUGAGACACUUCCAAGUUCCAUGGGCUUCCAUGAGAAUUAAGCAUGUACUUAACAGCCCUAUUCACAUUAAGUAGGAUUUUAAUUGUUUAACUGUGUUUGGAUCAUUCCCAAGAAGUCGCUCUCAGUGCAGGAUAAAUCAGCCAACCCUUCACUAUAUCAUCCGGAGAACAAAAUUCAGCAUGACACAAUGUUCGGAGAAUGGGGGGAAUUCCUAGGUGAGCUUCCCCAAACCCCUGUCAUUUCAAAAAGCAGUUUUGACUUUGUUAUUGUGACCUGAAUAUGACAAGAGAUGGGCGACCUUUUGUAUUUUAGCUUUUCCUAACUGAUGCCUAAAUAAAGAUCAAGAGGUUCUCGUUGUGCAAAGGUGGUCUAAUACAUACUGGGGCUUCCCUUUCCCUUCUAUGAGAAGGGAGACCACUGAUGUGGGCAACGAUCUGAAAACACUUCCCUCUGCGCUUGUGGAGCUCUGGGUGGAGACAAAACAAAUUUAUCAACAUUUGGCAUAGCAUUUAGCUAGGAAUCUGCUAACUUAGCCUCAUUGUGUCACACUGUGAAGGAGCUUCUGUUUAUUCACAGCUUAUAAAUGGGAAGAGAUUUUUAAAAAUGAAAUUGGUCUGUUUUGGGCCACGUUAAUCAGUGGGCAAGAGAACUGGCUUCCCUAAAGGAAGUGUGGAGAGGCUUUUGUUUUUAGCACUACUGUUAAAAGUAGCUUGCCAUCAAAGAAAAGGGUCCGUUAGGAUUGAAGAAGUUACAUAGAUGCAUCCCUUCUCUGUUUAUUUGUUUGUUAGAACAGAAAGGGGGAGGGUUCUCUCUUUUCCAAAUAUGCUGCAGUAAUGCAUUCUUCUCCUUAAAAUUGUGCCAUGUAAAUGAUACAUGCAGAAGAGCUCCCCUGUUAUGAUGGUGAUGGUAUUGUGCCCUGCCUAAUGCCGCCAUAGCCCACGCAAACUCAUGCAGAAAUCCGUAGAAUCCAUAUCAAGGUGGUUGGAAUCUGACAAUAUUUUCACUAAACAGCAACCAGGUUGAGUUUCCUUUCGGUGAAUCUAAUGCAGCCAAGUCUCGUUCUUCUGAUAGAAGAAUUAAAGCAACACUGAACCAAUAGAAACCAAACGGAAACAGAAAAGAUUGCUUAAAUGUUGACUGAUCAAUGCACUCACAGAGCCAAGGGUCUAAUGCACAUAGAAGGCGGCGCAAUGUGAUGUGGGUUCUUCUGUGCAGCACAUCGGUUCACUCUUAGUCCCAAUUCAUGUACUCGUUUCCUCCUGAUAUUCAUGGUGGAAGGGGGGGAUGUAUGUGCCCACAUUUGUGUGUAUUGGGCACUACGCCCAGUGAGUGUGUGAACUGGCCUUUCGCUAGCACGACCUACAUCAUUUCCUGGCCAACCUCACACCUGAUGCUCUUUGGUUGUAAACUGAAAGCAUCCUACCUAAACCAGCCCAGCAUAUAAUGAACACAGUACGAUGCAAAUGUGGCAAUCCUGAGCAUAUCACCAUCUCCUCCAACUCAUUUGUUUGAAAAGAUGUAGCAAGCGAUCCCUUUUGAGAGCAGCCUUUUGCAAUAUGAGUUCACACACGGAAUUCAGAUGCAGUUGCUCCUUGUGUCCUCCUCCGUUGAUUUUAUUCACUUGGAUGAAAUCAUCUUUUUUAGAUUAAGGUUGAGUGACUGGUGUUGCUAGAUUGAUAUUCCCAUUUUGGGAGCUUUCCUUGAUGAGAUUUAUCCAUUCAGGGGAAGUUCUUGUAUGUCAUGCCUUCCCAAAGCUGUAUUGAAGCAAAUAUAUCUUUGCAACUAUAUCUUUGUACGAGGGUGUCUUUGAUAAUCGAUAAAUUCUUGCACGAUAAAUAAAACUCAUGAGCCCUUUCAUGAUUUUUUUUGGGGGGGGGGGUAAUGGAAAUAAAUACAUCAAAAUAAAUAGUGUAUAAUUAUAUUUAAAACAUUGAUUUGUUCGCUCUUUUCACAUAGAAAAUGAUGUUCGCUAAGCAUAAGCAACCGUCAGUGCCCUUCUGCCCCCAUGAAUUUCCCUACAUGUCCCCACACAAGUGCAUAUGGCUAAUUGUGCGCAUGUGUGUGAUCUGAACUAAGAUCUAGUAUUGCUUUCAAGAAUUUUAAAAAAAGAGACAGAGUUGGAAAUAGCUUUUCUUUAGGCUAAAAUAAUUUUACCUUAUUAGGAAACCAGCUUGUAUUACUGUAUUAUGCCUUUGCCUGUGUUUUAUAGAUGAAGAUGUAUAAAGUUAAAACUGCUAUAUUUUCACAGUUUCAUUUAAAAAGAAAUAUCCGUAACCGUGCAAUGUGUACUCAACCAAUCAUGCCCAUUGGUACUUUUAAAUAUGCUGACAUUAAACCGAUUGCAGUACCAACACCGUUUUUUAGUAUGGACCUCAAUUAUAUGGAUACUGCUUCUUUACAACAAAGAAAGAAAGAAAAUAGAAUUGAAGGUAUUUUACUGUACUUGUAACAGUUUCAAUAUUCUGUAAUAUAUUAUGUGAUAGUGAAGAAGUAUUUUCAAGCUCACAGUUUUUCACAGGAUGUAAAUAAUUGAAAUGAAGGAUGGUUUUUGAAACAAGCUUUUAGUUGUCAUCACCAAAAAAAAAAAAUGUGCUCAGAAAAUGCAUUGUAAAGCUUUCAUAAUGCAAUUAACAAUUUUAAGAGGUGGGAAAGAAUGUUCCAGUUUGUCAAAGCAUGUUCCUGUUGUAUCAUGUACACUUGGCUUUGUAUUACCUGAGGUUGUGUCACUAGACAGUGGAGUCACUUUGAAUUUCUGCAAGCUAGAGUGGGGGGAAGCAAAAUGAAAUUACUAAUGGCCAGAAUCCAAAUAACUGAGUUCCAUUUGCCCAAUGUGUUCCGUUUUGGGUUCCUCGACCAGCAGCACCGCCAUGCUGCAUGGUAAACCACGUUUGAAACUGGCACGUGUCUCACUAACAAUCCGUAAUAUGGCAUGGGAAUAUGGGUGAGGGUGGUCUACAGUUCAAAGAAAAUAACUAAAAAUAAGGUUGGUUUUUUAAAAAAUACUGUACAAGCCCUUGGAUAUACUUAAUGUCGUUCUUUGGAACUUGGCCUUCAUCUGCAGGAUUUUCUGAUUAUUCUUCCCAAUAGUAACCUUUUAAGCUUUUAGCAGGGGAAAUGAAUAAUCUAGGCUUUCAGACAGAGGGCACUUCACAUCUUACUACUUUCAGUUAAGUAGAGUAAUAACAGCAGUCUGUUUACAGGGUGGCCAAAUAUGGAUGUCUUCACUCUGGUGACGCCUGUUUGUAAGCCAAUGCACAUGAUGGCUUUCUCGUGCCCAUAACCUGGCCAGAAAGAGAGAAAGAUACUCUCCCUGCAAUUAAUACACUAUAUAGAGGAGCCUAUUUUUCUAGCCUGGAAAGCAGAAGUAGUAAUGUGUGAUGUGGCCUCUAGGGCCAAUUAACGUGAGACUUGGAUUUGCUGCGAGAUAACGGCCCAUAUUUUGUGAUCAGCUCACUGCUGGUGGCGGGGUGAAGAUCUCACAUACAAGAAGGCAUUAUUUUUAUUGUUUAAUAUGGUGGACUUUUCAUUAAUUGUUAUUCUUCUGGUUUUCCUCCUAUAAACUCUUCAGAAGAAUGCCUCUGCCCCGCGAAACGUGGCAGUCAUUCUUACCUGAUUCCAGCAGAAUUUAACCUUUCAGAUAUAUUUGUAGAUCUAAAAAGAUUCUGAGUCGGUUUGCACACUUAAGCAAGCAUCCUAGGGCAUCCCCGGGUCUCAUUAUUCAUCCUUCAUAAAAAAAGAAGAAGGACAUAAAUCAAUUUGCAGACAAUCCCAAGCACGAGGCAUUUGGGUGCUGGGGGGAAGCUGUGAACCCAGUCCAUUGCCUGCCACAGAAAAUCCUCAACAGGUCAAUGUCCAAAGUAAGAAUAUUAUAAUGAUCAGAUACAUUUUUGUAAGAAUCUCUACAAAUAAAUCUCCAGAGGUGAAACAAUUUGAAAAGUGCCUGUCUGUGAACAUUAGGGAAGAUGGGGAUGUUCCCUAUUCUUUUUACAUAGCAAUAAACUGUAAUUGAAUUGUUAUACAAUUCUGGUUUCAAUGGGGGGCGGGCAGGGAGGUUAGACUGGGUUCAUGCGAAUGCAACACAGCGAAUCACAAAGUGCCAUUUGUCUACUCUCUUCAGUUUUCAAUUUACCUAUUCCGUCCAAUGUCAAUGGGAUUUCCCCUUGCCCAGAAGGAGGAAAUAAAUUUACAAGUGACUUAGAAAAAGUUCCAUGGUAGCAUCAAGUCAAUCUGUUGUAGAUGCAUAGCAUUUCUAUUCUUUCCCAAAUCCUGCCACCAAUAGUUUUUGGAGUGUUGCCUAAUAAUUCCAACCAUGGACGUCACUGCUAAAAUGAAGUCCGUAAUUUUUUUCUACUUCAUGUCCAGCCACAUAUUUUACACUACAUUGGCAGUUGAUGUGCAGUCAGAUUUUCUUACUACUCAGUAAGGUGAUGCAGGUUGAUCAAGCUGCACAGGCUCUUUUGGUUAAAAGUCGUGAGACUUAAUGCCUCCCUUUUAACUUGCUGAACAAUACCCUUUUCCUAACAUUUCAGAAAUAACCCUAGAACGGCAAUAAAUGUCACAGCGAGUGGGUCGGCAGGGCUUUUCAAUUUUUAAAGAACUGGGUUUUGUCUUAGAACUAGCAAGAAGGUAAUAGAAUGCUCACUUGACAACUUUGAGAGGUACUGAAAUAAUUUUCAACAAUCCCUGAUUUAUACUUUAGUCUUACAACACAUGAUCAACGCAGGCUUUAAAAACACCCAUUUUUAAAAUAUAUUUGACUCAUUGUUUAAUUUAUAUUUGCCAUGCAAAGCGUUUAAUGAUCACCCCUUAAUUAAUUUCAGCCUCUGAUUUGUUUGCACGAACGAAGGUUAAUCAGAGAGGGGGAGUAAAUGAACACAAGCAAAGAGACUGAAUCACUUGUAGCCCUCAGUUUUCUUCACUUUUCUCUCAGUAUACAAUAGCAUUUCCCCUUUCCUGGAGGAAUCAGCAGUGGAGGCAAUUCAGAAAUAUAUGUACGUAUACGUACUUGGAGGAUUAUUGCACGGGAAGUUUCCUUGCCCAGUCAUCAUUGAAAUGAAUGGGAAGACAAAGCAGAUUGUGACCAGGAGAAAAACAAAAGCUUGUGAAAGGGACACCCUACUUGUCCAUAAAUCUAAGUUAACAAUACUUGACCUUCCACUGGCUUGGAAACGAGUCCACAAGCCAUGUAACGGGCCCAUCAGUCUGAACACAGCCUAGCAAAUCCCAUUCCAUGCUUGCUUUUUGCUGCCUGCAUGAGACCUCGAAAACAGGUCAUGACAUAGACAGUGUGUCACAAGUUGUGCAGGCCCACCCUUUGACAUUGUCCCUGCAUGGUAUAACUGAAUUAUUAUUUUGCUGCUCCUCUCUUUAAAAUAAGAAUACUAUCCAAAACAUCCCUUUAAGGCUUCUCUGCCACUUGCUACCAUGAGGAGGGGAGGCAAAUGGUAUUACCAAUGACAGGCCAAAAGCACGUGUGGGGAAUCUUUGGCCAGCCAUAUGUUGCUGUCCCAUCAGCCGCAACAAUAAUGACCGAUGGCCAGGGACGAGGGGAUUCGCCAUUCAUUGUUUCCCCACAUAUGCUUUAGAUGUAUUAUCAGGUCUAAAGAAUCGUUCAGAUGCUGGUCAAUUUGUGUUUGCUGGUUCCUGUUGAAAGGGGAGGUCAACUGGAGCUUUGAGGAUGAGGGGAAGAGGACAGGUUGUUAACGAAUGGCGGAUCCUCGUGAAGCAAUAUCCUAGCGUUCAUGCCCCCUGCAAACUAGAAGGGUAGCUUCAUCCCAGGGUGUAGCAGUAGAGCAGUAUUCAGUUCUCUUUCCUGAUCGAAUACGGCAGCCAUUAGCCAGUGAGCCGAGUAUCCAUACACCCCAAAGUAUUAAGUACACCAGUGCUAGUUCCUUAAUUUUUUCUUCAUUACGUUUCAAAUGGUUUUAAGUGCAAACAUGUUUUUUUCUCUUUCUUUUUAUUUAAAGGCAUUUACUUUCCCAGUAGUUUUCUUCCUGUGCGUUUAAUAUGCUACAUAGCGGUUAAGCAACGCCUAUGUUAUCAGUUGGUUAAUGAUUAUGUAUGUGUUGUUCUUGUAUUUAUGUAUAGUGUAUGUAUUGUAAAUAUACUCAGAGCUUUUCCUCUUCUUUACUGUAAAAGGGUGGUUUCUUUUUCUUGUUCCAUUCGCCCGAUGAUCAUUGUGAAGGGAGUUCCCCCUAAAGAAACCCCAUCAGAGGACAAUUACUUCAUGAACAAGUGUUAACGUUUUUAAUGUUGUCUCAGACAUAUUUCUGUUGGUGCAUUGCUUUUAUGUAUUCAACUUUCCUAUGAAUUGAGCUGUGAAUUGAAAUAGAGUUUAAACCUUUAAAUGUAUGCAUUGGUAUAAAUAUCUGAGUGGAGGCAUGAAGGAUAAAUAAAGCAUUUUGUAUGGAACAA
This is a messenger RNA of Podarcis raffonei (Aeolian wall lizard), 10596 nucleotides long. RefSeq names its product KLF transcription factor 12 (gene KLF12). The coding region runs from base 270 to 1409 and encodes 379 amino acids. Gene Ontology annotation, biological process: regulation of transcription by RNA polymerase II. Lineage: Eukaryota; Metazoa; Chordata; Lepidosauria; Squamata; Lacertidae. Gene Ontology annotation, molecular function: RNA polymerase II cis-regulatory region sequence-specific DNA binding; DNA-binding transcription factor activity, RNA polymerase II-specific. The record is from RefSeq and is a predicted model, not a curated record. The transcript is spliced from 7 exons.